AUGCCCGGCCGGUUACGUUGCGCCUCCACAAGGCAGGGCCACAUAACGGAGAAAGAUCUGGAGACGUACGCCACUCGGAACGGCCUCCCCGCCAGCUACGUGGCUCCCUUUGUGGAUGCAGUGCGCGCCACAGCCAAAGGCGGCAACGCGACUGUCGGCCGCAGUAGCACCAGCACUAGCAGCAAGCACCAGCAGGCAGACGCGGGGACAGAGGAUGCGGAGGGGGAGGAGGAGGAUGCGGAGCUCACGUUCGCCAUGUUCCGUCGGUUUGUUCGCAGUCGCGAGGAGGCGCUGCGGAGGGCCUUCAACUUGUUCGACCAGGAUGGUGACGGCCGCAUAUCAGUGGACGACCUGGACGCCUCUUUAGCCCGAGUGGCGGUCUGCUGCCCUAAGACUCGCUGCAUAUAUCGGUGUCGUACUCGGAUAGCAAAACAGCUGUAUUCCAAGGCGGCUUCGGAACACGGCUACCUAGGGCUGCCCGAGUUCCGGGACUUCUUCUUGUUGUUGCCUCAACAGGACAUGCUGGUGGAGUAUUGGGUGGCGGCGGGGGCGGCGCCCGAGCUGUCAGAUAAGGUGUCCGUUGCUCGCACAGGGGACGGCGCGGGCGCCAAGGGUUCUCCGUGGGGUGAGGCGGGUGGGCUGGGCUUGGGGGUUGGGUGCGGUGUCGGCGGGACAGGAGAUGACUCCGCUGACAAGCACCGCACCGCCCCCCUGGAGACACUGAGGCUGGCGGCCAUGGCGGGGCAGCUGCAGAGCAGGAGCCUGGUUCAGGCCGCCAGCGAUAUCGUCUCCGCACAGGGCUGGCGGGGCCUGUACCGGGGCAACCUGCUCAACGUGAUGCGGUCAGCGCCGCAGAAGGCCCUGGACUUCUUUGUGUUCGAUGCCUUCAAACGCAUCAUUGGGGACGACACCCACUUGCAGAUCUUCGUGGCGGCGGGCCUCGCAGGGUGCACGAGCUGGGUGGCGCUUUACCCGCUGGAAGUCGUACGAUCAAGGAUCACCGUUGCAGCGGCAGCAGCGGCCGCCGCCGCAGCCGCCGGCUCCGCCGCCGGCGGCACUGCCUCCUGCCUCGCCUCUCCUUCCCCCCACCGUGCCGUUCCGGGUCUUGCGGAGGCCCUGGGCUCCAUUGUACGACGUGAGGGAGUGGGGGCGCUGUAUCGGGGACUGGGGCCCUCCGUGGCGGCAAUCUUCCCCGAGGCCGCCAUCACGUACGGCUUGCAUGACGCGCUCAAGAAGGCCUACACGCGGAUCGCGCGGGAGGAGCCGGGAGUGGCGCCGUCGCUGGCGGCCGGGGUGCUGUCCGCGUUUAUGGGGCAGCUGGUGUCGUUCCCGUUGGAGACGGUGUCUCGGCGGCUGCAGGUGGCGCAGGGCGCUGGCGGGCUCGCGGGAGCGGCGGCGGUGGUGCGGGGCUUGCUGCGGGAGGGCGGUCCGGCAGCGCUGGGCAUCGGCGCCGCCACUCUCCGGCUUGUGCCCAUGGCCUGCGUGUCGUUUGGCACCUACGAGGCCGUGCGUGCGCUCAUAGUGACCUGGGAGCAACGCUGUGAGGAGCAGCAGGUCAAGAAGAUGCUCACGUCCCGCUGUGUACCGCUGGUUCUCACGGGGCCCGAUGGUGGCAAGGAGGUGGUGGGUCGCAUCUGCACACCCGCUGGCUCUCAGUCACCCGGCUUGUGUGGACCCGGAGGUUGGACCUCACCCAAGUUCUGGAGGGAAGCCCGCAAGGGGGGGGUAACACUGCCGGUUGUGGUACAGAGUGCGAUGCGGGGGCGGCAGCAGUUGGAGCCCACGGCGGUCGCUGCGGUGGCAGCAUUUCCUCCAUCCGGGGAUGUGGAUGUCCCGGGGCGGGCUCCGGCGGGUAAACCAGCCAGCCGCUGGGAGAGCGGCGGGAAUGUUUUGCCGGUGUGGUCGCUGAAGCAAUGGACUGGGGGUUAUACGGGAGACAUUGCUGUCGUUUUAGACUUACAGCAGUCAGUUGUGGAAGCAGACGCGGCUGCGUUUGGUCAGGCCAGGGCGGCAACUUGCACCGGUCAGCCCUGGUUCGGGGCGAUUUGGGGCGAGGGGCCGCCUCUGACUUCUGACCAUGGUUCCCAAACUCUGGAUAACUUCUGCUGUACAGUUUAA
Messenger RNA from Volvox carteri f. nagariensis, 2118 nucleotides. RefSeq names its product mitochondrial substrate carrier (gene mitc12). Gene Ontology annotation, biological process: transmembrane transport. The transcript has 16 exons. The record is from RefSeq and is a predicted model, not a curated record. Gene Ontology annotation, molecular function: calcium ion binding. NCBI's taxonomy places the organism in Eukaryota, Viridiplantae, Chlorophyta, Chlorophyceae, Chlamydomonadales, Volvocaceae. The coding region runs from base 1 to 2118 and encodes 705 amino acids.